CACACACACACGCACGCGCGCAUCUAUAUAAAGGAGGCAAGCGUGUAAAAAAAACCGAGCACACUCCCACCCGCCCUUGUGCAGAUAACCAGAACGAUAGGGCGAGCAAUUAGGCUCGCGUGGCAGAUCCUAUAGCAAUUAAGCGGGCAUCGGAGAGCUUUGCCAUACACGAGCGUCACUGGCGACGCGGUGCAGGUGUUGUGCGUGCGUGACUUGAUCCGUUGACACGAUCUCCAGACAGACAUCGUCGUCGUCUUUUACCGGAAAGAGGAAUCAUGUCGUCAACUGAUGAGCCGACGAUAACCCAGCGCCCGGGCAGGGAGAAAGACUGCCACUCCGCCUCCAUCCCCGUGGAGUCGUGGGGCAAGGAAGGAGGACCCAGUCCGGCAGACUGGUUGAAGACCGCAGUGGCUGGUAGUGGUGGUGGUGGCGGCAGUUCAAAGAAGCCAGCGGGCGGAGAUGGUGACCUCCACGUGUCCACCACGAACAUCAUCACCACUACGGCGGGCGGCGGCGAUGGUUCGUGGGACGAGGUGGAUGGGCAAGCGAGGAGGACUGACGAGACGUCCAGAGAACUCUGCGACACAGAAGUGUCCGUGAUGACGAUGGAAAACGCCCAGACGUGGGACCAGAAAGGACUGCUGGAGAGCAGCAAGCGGCUGAAACCACACGAGGCGCAGAGUCUGCGCAAGAAAGCCCUCUGGGUGUCAUGGACCUCCAUCGCCGUCACCAUCAUCCUCUCCAUCUUCGCAUUCACGGUGUCCAUGCUGCGCUACAGCCCAUCUUCAUUCGGUUUUGCUGUGGACGCCACGCUGGACGUGCUGUCGUCCGUGAUCGUGGCCUGGCGCUACAACAACGCAGCGGCCGUGCACUCGGCCUACCGUGAAUACGUUGCCUGCUGCGUGCUCGGCGGCGUCUUCAUGCUCUCCUCCAUGUGCAUCAUCGGGAAGUCUUCGCACGACAUUGCUCACAAACUCGUGCCCAAAGUGGAUGCAUUUCUGCUGAGCGUGUCGGUGCUGAGCGGAGUUCUCUGCCUCGGCCUGGCUGGGGUGAAGUUCAUCCUGGCGAGGGCCCUCACCAGCCGGGCACUCAUGACCGAUGCCUUCAACUCGUUGGUGGGAGGCAUCAUGGGCUUCAGCAUUCUCUUCAGCGACGAGGUGUUCAAGCACAACCCGUCCGUGUGGUACAUGGACGGUCUCAUCGGCAUCCUCAUGGGCAUCAUUAUCAUGCUCUACGGUGUCAAGCUCCUAGUGGACAUGAUACCCAGAAUGAAACAAACACAGAGCUACGAAAGCAUGGACUAACAAUCUGCUGUGCCAGUGCCCUCCUCUGCAUUACACCUUGCUGUGCUCUCUUACUCUAUCUCAUACCUCCUUUUCCACGGCACACCCGAGCCGUGCCGGGACCGGGUCGAGCCAGCACGGCACGGGUCAGUAGGCGCCGAGCUUGCUUUUCCACUGCAGAAGCCGAGCCGAGCCGUGCCGUGCCGUCGACGUCGCACGCAAACGAACGGGUGGAGACGCACGUGGAUGACGCGCUGAUGCCGCAUCCUCGCAGCGCUGAAUGGCCCUUGGCCCUGGCUGACCGCAAGCCAGGGUCAAACGCAUCGUCAGGCCGGCGUAAGCGAGGUGUUUGGUUUUUAGCUCGGCACGGCAAAGUAGCCAGUGGAGAACGACCCCUUUUUGUGAGUGGCCCCCUUCCCCCCGCACUGGCUCGGCUUGGAUGUGCCAGUGGAACAGGGGUAUAUAUAUAUAUGUGUUCAACAAAAUUCACUUAUUAUAGUCUGUGGUGAUAGAAGGUCCACGUAGUUUAAUUGUAAGGGCAUAGCUUGCCACGUUUUCAGCAAAAGCACAAUGCUUUAUGAACUAGUACGGUUGCUGCGUUGCUGGAAUUGAGCGUUCAAUAUAAGCUCCACAAUAAUCGUAUCGUUGGUUUGACUAAAUACGGCUGUGCGUGAUCAUUUAAUUUCCUGCAAAAUAUUUAUGAAACAUGAAAAGCACAAUCAUCAAGUUCAAAAUAAACAGGUAUUACCCAUUUCAUCAGUGCUUUGCUAAAUGUGUUCCAGGGUAUUUCAUGGAUGGCGAUUAUACAACGUCAUAAUUUUCUUAGUUUCUUUGAAAUGUGUUUUUUUCACCUGUAUGACAGCACGUGCGUUUAAAAAGCGUCGUAAUGGUUUACCACGAUUAGAAUUUUCAAUGGCAGGUGUACGUUGAGUGAACUUCAGUUAAGCAAUUUCUAUUCCAACUGGAAGUACAGCAAAGCACACAGACGUUACACAAUAUGUGAAAUACAAUUAACAACUUAUGGCGAACUAAUAUCUAGAUAAUCGUCAUAUCAUAAAAAAAUGUAUAUCAUAUCGUUUCACAAAAAUUACAUCGCGGCAACCCUACUUACUAGCAAUUUUUUUUGUAGUAAAAACACUAAAAUACCAGCAGAUCACAAUGGAAAACUGCGCAAUUGUUAAAUCCAGCAAGCGGGCGAGGGGUUUGUGGAAUUAACAUUUAGACCAUCAGCCUAUCGGCCUUCUGGAUCUUACUUGACUUCUGACCACAUCUCGUUGGUACGCUCUUCGGUGGCGUCGGAGCUUCGACCGACGCAUCUCGUUGUUGGACGAAAACCGAGCGAACAUUAAAGAGGUAUGACCGCGACACACGCUUUUGUCCAAAUUGUGUUCCAGUAUAUCACGUCCGCCAUCACGUUCUUUAGCCCUCGCCCACGGGAUGAAGAAAUGUCUGUUCGGAAUUCUUGCGUGGCCUCGGUUUUUUUUAUUGGUGGGGGGGGGAACUCACAUUGGUCCACAUUUUGUGGACGCUGCUGCACUUGGACAAAUGUAAGUUAACAGCACGCAACGUAAUUUCGUUCGUGUGCGGUCAUUUGGUGAACCACCCCGAGACCAUUUAACUAGGAGCAAUUGGCAACGCAGUUUAAUUGCGGGCGGCUGAAACGUGGAUUUGAAUUCGGCAGUGCUGGCUUAGGGCUCUGACAUCGUAUCCACCCGGCCACCAAUUGAUACACAUUAAUUGUGAAGGCGUAUACGGCUGAUGGAUUAAACCUAAUGUUCCUCAUGGUGAUUAAACACACUCCCUAUUUAUUUCAAUACUAUUGUUCGAGGCUCCUUAUCUGCCACCUACUUGUGUGUUUACGUAAAAACAUUAUGGCAUGACGCAGUGCUGAACACAUGAGCACAGAAUUAUCCAAGCACAUUGUCUUAAACAAAUAUGUGGAAGGCAUUAACUGUCGGCAUUGUAUAAACGCUCGACAUUCACACUGUUAACACGCCAUUAAAUACACACAUCGGUUGCAGUGUUUACUUUUCAGACUUUUAUAAGCUAUGGGGUCAAUAUUGGGGGGGGGGGGAAAUUAA
Messenger RNA from Petromyzon marinus (sea lamprey), 3364 nucleotides. RefSeq names its product transmembrane protein 163a-like. Gene Ontology annotation, molecular function: zinc ion binding. Lineage: Eukaryota; Metazoa; Chordata; Hyperoartia; Petromyzontiformes; Petromyzontidae. The record is from RefSeq and is a predicted model, not a curated record. Gene Ontology annotation, cellular component: synaptic vesicle membrane.